This is a messenger RNA of Gekko japonicus, 1193 nucleotides long. RefSeq names its product sulfotransferase 6B1-like. Bases 132 to 1076 code for a protein of 314 amino acids. The transcript is spliced from 7 exons. The record is from RefSeq and is a predicted model, not a curated record. Gene Ontology annotation, molecular function: sulfotransferase activity. Gene Ontology annotation, cellular component: cytoplasm. Lineage: Eukaryota; Metazoa; Chordata; Lepidosauria; Squamata; Gekkonidae. Gene Ontology annotation, biological process: sulfation.
ACCUCUCUGUGCACACAUAGAAGCCACAAUGUUUACAUUUACAUUUACAUUCUUAGUGACCUGUAUAUAAAUAUUAGCUGAUUCAGGAAUGUCAUAGCUUAAUAUCAGCCUGCACAAAAAGAGACACAAAAAUGCCUAAGAACAGGAAACUUGCUGUUGAGUUUCUGAAUAAGGCAUUAGUUGAGAGUGCCGGGAUACCCCCAGAAGAUCUGAUCUUUUCCUAUAGGGGAGUGUCGUAUCCUGCUGCAGUUUGUAACCCAGACACUUUCCAAGCUCUUGAAUCCUUUGAAGCCAGGAUGGAUGAUAUAGUCUUGGCAGGAUAUCCCAAAACUGGCACUAACUGGCUUGAUCACAUCCUAAACAACAUGGAAUGUACAGCUGCAAAAUAUACAGAAGAAGAAAUGAAAAAGUUAAUGGAUUUUGAAAAGGAAUUGGAAGUAACUCCACGCCUUGAGUUUGGAGAUCCAGAUAAAUUCGAGAGGAUGAAGAAACUACCUUCUAGAAGAAUCAUCAUUACUCAUCUGUCUCCUCAUUCACUACCUUCAUCUAUUUUUAAAAAUAAAGCCAAGAUACUGGUUCUGAUUCGAAACCCCAAAGACACGCUGGUAUCCUAUUAUCAUUUUAAAAACACAGUGGGUUUUUUUCCUCCUUCAACAUGGGAUGACCAUUUUACCAGUUUUAUGGAUGGGAAAGUGGCCUGGGGCUCCUACUUUGACUAUGUAGCAGAAUGGGACAAAUAUAUUGAUGAGGAAAACAUUAUUGCCAUCAGUUAUGAAGAACUACAGGAGAAUCUGAAUGUGGGAUUGAAAAAAAUAGCUCAGUUCCUUGGAUUUUUUCUGAAUGAAGAAGAGGUUCAAAAUAUAGUGGACAAGAGUACCUUCACAGCUAUGAAACAGAAAGCCUCAGAAACUCAUGGAUCAUUUGGAAACAUCUUCUUCCGUAAAGGAACUGUUGGCGACUGGAAAAGCAUGCUCUCAGAAUCCCAGAACAAAGAAAUGGACAGAAAGUUUGAAGAAUGUUUAUCCAGAACUAAACUAGGAGCCAAGAUAAAAUAUGAUCUUUACUGUAAGGUCUGAGGAAACAGGCAGCCCUUUUGAAACAGUCCAUACAAUUUGCUGUGUUUCUGUAUGCACAUAAUGCACCAUACAUGUCAUUUACUUUUGUAAAUAGUAUCAUUUUAGCUCAACAAACAA